Molecule: messenger RNA, 12270 nt
Organism: Gallus gallus (chicken)
Lineage: Eukaryota; Metazoa; Chordata; Aves; Galliformes; Phasianidae
Gene: F13A1
Product: coagulation factor XIII A chain
Exons: 24
Coding region: 8021-10231 (736 amino acids)
Biological process (GO): blood coagulation, fibrin clot formation; peptide cross-linking
Molecular function (GO): protein-glutamine gamma-glutamyltransferase activity
Source: RefSeq, a predicted model, not a curated record
GCUACUACUACUACCUCCUCAAAACUGUUAUGAGAACAACAGAACUUAUUAAGCCUGGGCAUCUGUGAGUUUGUGUCCCAACCUAUACACCAGUGCAAAACUGCUGGUUCAUCUCUAUGUUCUACUUAACAGCUCUAUUGGACAGGAAAGAACAAUUGUGAUGCCAGUCUGCAGCUGUAUGUGUAUGGGUUCGUUGACUGUCUCAGGCUUGCUGGCACAUAUAUAGCAGCUGAGUUUUGCCUGCCUUUUUCCUUAAUGGAAAGCUCUAAUUUUGGUCUUUCUUCUCUCUCCAGCUGCCAGAUCCCUGAAACUUAUAAAAAUAUAAUUAUCUGUGAGACUUCAGCCCUUCUUUCAAAAUUGGUUAAAAUUAGCUAGAGAGAAAAUUCACUAAAGGGAGCUGACAGACAGGAAAUCAGGCCAAAAAUACAUCAGCCAUCAUGUCAGUUCUGGGUGUCAUGGGUAGCUGUUAAUUUAAUACCAUGUUUCUCCCAGGCCGGCCUGUGGAGAUAGCCAUGCUGGUGUUCAGGAGGUGUGAUUACUCUGUACCUGUUUCAGUGAUGAGGUCCUUAAAAGCAUUCAAAGCACCCCUCAGCUCUUAGCAUCCCUUCACGCUCUCAGAAGGUGCUCGGCAACCUAGGGUUGUUUGUUCCUUGUGAAUCUGGGGACACAUCAGCCUGCCUGUUCAAGACAGGUGGGGCUUGCUUGGCGCCAAGAGCUUCAGGUAAGAGCAGAAAGGAUGCUCUUUCUGGAACUCCUUUCUGGAAAAAGAUUUGGGACCUCAUCACCCACCCUCUGCGCAAACUGGUGUUGCUGUUAUGGCCGAAAUAACCUUUCUGUCCAGACCAGAGUUAACUCAUUAAGGCCUCUCCCUUUUCUAGCUAUAUUUAUUUUCUAAGAUGCAGUCCUAUGCUCUUAAGUCCUUGGUACGACACCCCUGUGUGUCUAGCUCUGCCACCCUCAUAGUAUAAUGUCUUGCAUGGGCUUAUCACAGAGAUAGCAUUCUGUGCAUGGGGGGAUUACCAAUUUUAGGCCUUACUGCUGCAGAGGACCCGUAUGCCCAGGUUUAAUUUUGUGCCUGGGAGCACUUUUGUUGAGAUCAGCCCUACUUAAAAUCAGUAGGCAUCUUUGCCUAUAGAGAAUCAGGCUGCAUAGGUUGGUCCCCUGGCUGGGGCUUUUUGCAAAGUUUGUUCAACACACUGUACCUGUAAAGACACCACAGCUGCUGUCCCAGUGGUGCAAAGGUGAUAUUGGUGUUACUUGCCUUUUCAAGGUUUCCUGCACUGCUGAAGACUGAAAAAAAUUAUGUAUUUCUCUACUGCGUAGUGCAGUUUGUUGAAGAGAAUUCAGAGAGAGCUCUAAACUACUUAGCUGUAAGUAUUUUAAGCAAUAUAGCUGCAUUAGCACAGAGCUCAGCUGGGUAAAUUAGCAUUGUGCAGCAUAGACAUACCCUAAAUUUCUACUAUGGUUUCCUCGGUGACAUUUUUUCAAACCACAGCUUGACAACAAAAUAUGAUUUUUUUUUUAAUUUUUUUUGGCCCUUCCAAAACACUGUGCUAGAAAAGCUUGCAUACAUCUUUCUUUUUUAUUAUCUCGCUAUCUUCUCUUCUAAAAUAAGUUCUAAGCUGACUGCCUCAGAUUAUUUCAUUCUGCUUUUUUUAAUUGGAGGUAUCUUCCCGUUCAUCUGAGCCCAGAAUGCCAGUAACCGAACUGUUUCCACUGGGGCAUAGAAAAUGCACCUCUACAUUUAUAUAAACUAUUGGUUCAGUUCCCUCAUGAUGAAAGAGUAGACACAAUCGGGAAAGAAAUGGAGAUCAAACAUGGUGUCUCUCUAUAAAUCUAUGCAAUUCUAUCCAGAAAGUAGUAAGACUGGAAAAUGCUCAGGAAAUGGCAAGGAAUAUGAUAGAUGUUGUAGUUUUUUUAUGGCAGGAGAAUAAGUAGCAUUCUUCAGUUUGGGGGGAAGAAAAGUAACUGGAGGGACACUUGAGAGGUACCACAGAGGUUUGCUGUGAACUGCAUGGAGAAAGUAAGUAAAGAACUGCUACGGGCAGCCACAGUCCGGGAAUAUCCAGUGAAAUUCACUGGCAAGCAAAUUUACAGGUCUUCAAGGAAGAACCUUCCUUGCAGUGAUUGAUAAGUAGUGAAAAUUAUUGCCGCAGCAUGUGGGUGAGAUAUUUAAAAAGCAUCAGAACGGGAUUAGACGGCAUGGAUUAAGAAAAUUGCCUUGGUGGUAGUUCAGCAAUGAUUAAGGAGUUUAGUGGGUGAAAGUCAGGAGGGCAAGGAUGUCUUCUUGUUCUCAAAGGGAAAAUAAAUCAUUCCCCUUUGCCAUUCUAUGGCACUAAAAUGACUCUAGCUGUGACGGCAAAUGUAGUAUUUUACAGAGUGUAGAUUCUUAAGCUAAAAUGUUGAAAAGCAAGGGAGAAAGAUGUAAAACAUGACUGUCAGAGGUGUAUAUUCUCAGUCUCCCAGAGGAUGAGUAACAUAACUGUACCAAUUUUGGGAAGCCUGUAGGAAAAUGAAAACUGCUACAGUAGAGACUGAUCCCUGUCCUGAUAUACCUCCCCUGCAUCCCACUGUCAGGUGCUCAGGGAACUCCUGAGAUGAAAGUUACAUCAGGAUUGCUUUGUCUAAUGUACUACAGUUGUUAUUUUAGACCUUUGUAAGGGCAGGGAAAAAAUGACAGCCAGCGAAGAUCAUAGGGAUGUACAUAAGGCUUCAGUUCCACAGCUGUUUAAACAUCCUGCAUAAGGUUCUUUUUCGAGUCACUUGCUAAGGAGAGGGUGUUUUUACAAGGAAGUUCUGGGUUCAGUUCAAAAUGGACUACACUCAGUGCCUGUUGAAGUCUUACAUAGCUGCCUUUUCUUUACAGGCAGUUUGCUGUGACAUUUAAUGGUUAUGUGGUGAAUUUUUUCUUCCCGGCUGCACCAUCCCAAGAAUUUGAUGAAUGCAUUGAGCAAAAAUCCUGUGUAGUCAGCAUUUCCCAGUGAGGUGGUGGGAGAUGAAGUUUUAAGCUUAUGAUUGAUAUAUGGGUUUUGGAGUUGAUGCAUGUUUGGGGGAGUAAAUACAAAGGUUCUGGGGUCAGCUAAUUUCUGCUCGUUUGAAUGGUCAUUCUGGGACAGAACAAUUAUCAGGAAUUGGACUGCAGAUAGUGAAAAUUAGAUGGGCUGCUGCAAUACACAGGGCUUGUAGUUGGCUAAAAAGAUAACUGACAUAAGAAAUCUGAUCCCUGAUCUUAGUUAUGUGUGAACAGUCAAGAAUAGUGUUAUUUUUGCUAGAAGAGUUUGUUCUAGCUCUGUCUUUAUACCUGGCAGCGAGGCAGUAACUCUCAGACACAAAUCAGAAACACCCACACACAGCCCUUGAUUGCUUCUUUUUCAACUCACCAUGCAAUUGCCAUAUGUGAAUCUAGCAAGUGACACUUUCUAAUGUAAAGCACUAUCACUUUCCUAAAGGUACAAGCUUAAAUAGACUGUUUGAUUGUGUAAAUGAAACCAAUAGCAAGUCUAGAAUGUGAAGAAAGAUGGACUUCUAAUAGGACAAGUGUUCUCUACUAAUAACAAAUGAUAAUUAUUGAUAUUGGUAGCAAAAGGCCAAGAAUUUAGGUGUCAAAGAAGCCUGGAUUCCUGCAUGCAUGCAAAAUAAAGCCUAGUGAAGGAAGGAUAUCUUGAAACUCCCUGCUUUAUGAAAGGCAAGUUGUCCUCAUCCUUUUCUGAUUUCAUCCUCUGCCUGUUCUGCUUCUGAGAUGGUCAACGUACAGAGCAGGGCAGAGCAGGGUAAUCCUAUCUGAUCCUUCACUUACAGCAUUUUUUCCCAUUAUCUUGAGACUCAUCUUUCAGAGAUCCUCUGAGCAUCCCAGCAAUAUCUGUACAACAAACUGAGUCUGCUUGUACAGGGAAUAAAAAAGUGAGGAGGCCUGGGGAAUGUCCACACUAAAACAGCAGCUCUUCUUCAGAAAUGAUCCAGAGCGAGCAUGUGCAGGCACUGCAGGGCUGAACGAGAUGGAUUUGGGUCUGGAUCUCCAAAGCAAUGACAGGAUGUUGGCUGAGGGCCCCAAGAAUCUGCCAACGUACAAAGACUAGAUCAAGCAUGGUGCUGAGAUAUAGAGACCCUAGAGGGAUCUCCACUGUGCUUCUUUUUUGCGUGAGAGAGUAAAGGACACUGGCUCAUUUGAGAUCCCUAGACAUGUUAAAAAAUAGUGGAAGAAAAAAGUACAAGAAAACACACUCACGGAACUGCUGAGGUGACGUAACCAGAGCAGAUACAGAGGUUGGGACCUUCCCCACAGGUACUUGUGCAUUUCCAGGAGCUCAGCAUCGUGCCAAACCUUGGGGACUGGGAGAACAACUGAAUGAUGAACUUAACACUGUUACUGGUUUGACUCCCACCUGAACUCUACCAGUGAAAUCUAUAUCAUCCUGACAAGAAAUCAGCUGCUGCCUGAAACCUCUGACUUUGAGAACAUUCUGCAGUUGGAAAAUCACAUGUACCUGCAACCCUCCAGAGGAGAAAGUGAUUCAAAGGCUCUUCUUCAACUCUGAUGGGAAGUGGAGAACCAGACUUCAGGUGAAAAUUGGAGAGGGCUUUGGUGCCAGCAAGAUGUCCUUUGAGGUAGCUGCAGCUCAAACAACUGUUGAAAUGAGCAGAGCCAGAGUUUGACUGGAAGCCGAUAAAAAGAGUAGCUCGGGUCAGUUAAUCUACUGUAUUACAUGUGGGGGAUCUAUGAUAUGAUACUAUCUCUGCCUGCUCUGAAAUACUGAAAGUGAAGCGAUAAAGUCUUUAAACGUAACCUUGACUGAAAAGUAGCUGGUGGGGUUUGCUCAGUGGUACUGCUGUGGGACUUGGGAAACUACCCUUGGAGAAUGAUGGAAAUAGUGAGAGAAAUACUCGUGUAGCAGCUAACUGGAGGGAUCUUUGGGGAGGGAUCUUUGGGUAUGGAAAAGGAUGCCAAGUUGUUUAAGGAUAUGAAACAUUUUCUGUCCAAGUAGCAGCUGAGUAGAGUUGGACUCUGCAGCCCAUCACAUCAGCGAUGGAGUGCCAUGGCAGACGUUGAAAAACAUCACGAAUCCGAUCUGCAAAUCAGCAAGUGACUCAAGAUUUUUAUAAUUCUUAAAUGCCAUUUAGACAUCCCAAAGCCUGGGGAGAUUUCCUGUGCUUUAUACCUGAGCCAUCACCUUUCCUUCCCAAAGAGAAUUUCAGUGCCAAAGUGAUAAUGCUUCAGUACUCCACUGAUGCAGCAGAAAUGAGUGAAGUGAACUGUAAUUAUUAAAAGAGGAAAUAUCACAUGAGUUUAAAAGAUUAAAAAAAAACCACAACAACCCUCGCACUUUGUUGGAAGUGAUCUCGUCCAUCUUUUUCCCCACUUUCAUCACAAACAAAACACAUGUACUUGCAAUCUCCUUUCCCCAGUUCUUAAUGAGAGAAGCCUUCAGUGGGUAGUGAAAAAACUAAAAACUUUCAGUCUAGCUGCACAGGAGAGGGUAUUAACUUGUCAGAGUUAUUUUAUGGCAUCCCAGCAAGGGUACAAGGUUGAGGUAUUUUCUGAAAGAUAACUCUGUGUUUUUCCUUUAACUUCCUCUGACUUCUGAGAAUUCUGGCGUAAUUGUUCAUUUCACAAAUCUUGAGGUGUACCAGAAAAAUUUCUUGCCCUGAGGUCAAGAUUCAGUUGUGUUGUGUCAUCGUUGAAGCCUGUUCUCAUUUCUAGUCUUGGCAGGCUGGCUAUCUGGCUUCAGUGAAGUCAAUCAGUAUGACCUCCAGUCCAGAUCUGGAGAUACAGGCAGAAAGUCCACAAGGUUAAACUGGAUUAUUUGAAAUCAAAUCUGAAUAUCAUAAAUACAUGUCUGUAGCUUCUUCCACAGAUUUUGGAAAUGUGAUAGAAAUUUCUGCUGAAAAUUUCAACUGAGCAUGACCCAGGGAGGCAUGCACGGUGGUGGAGAGCUUGAUCUUAAAAACAGGCUUAUUUUCUAUUUCCUUCCAUUGUAUUUGAUGGCACAGCACUUUGGACAGUGUGGAUGGCACAGCACUUUGGGCAGUGUGGCCAGGUAGCCAUUGUUUUACUCAUAUUUUAAGAGAAAGCACCAGCCAGACUUUUCCUCUAGAAGCAGUCAUGCAGCUCAGAUGCUAAAAUUAAUCCCUUAACUAAUGAUCCAUAUGAAGUCAUUCUUUUGGUACUGAUGUUAUUGGUCCUGUUCUGGUGACAAAUGCAUUUGCUUUGAAUAAAAUGACUCAACUAAUUUCAUACUCAGAAUCAGAAGCUGAGCUCUCCAUGCCCCCUGAAAUGCUGGAGCUGUCAUGAUGAGUCUCAAAGAACCCCAGGAAGGAGGAAGAGAGAACUUCUAAAUAAUUCAGCAGUAAGGAAGUUGUCCUCUUAUCAUAACAUUUUCUUAGCGCUCUAGAGUGAGCUCCAUCUGUCUGACAAGUGGAUGACUUCUAACUCUUGAGGGUUCACAUUUACUUUACUAAACAUCUUGUAAAUAAAAUACAAUUUAUGUUUCCAGUGUGGGGAUAAAGGAGGUACACCUCUUACAAGAUGAAUUUAUCCUAUACCCACUUUUGAGACAUUAAUCACAUAUGGAUUGAAUUCACAAGGACUUUUCUCCUCCAGGAAUAAUGGACCCUAUCACACUGAAAUACAAACAGCUGGAAUUACAUUUGAUUUUCAUCAAGUAUAUUUGAAUGAUCUUUCAAAUGGCAGCAGUAUCAAUGCUCCUUGUCAGUAUUUCCAAAAACAGUUUCUCAUGUUGUGGUUUCAUGGCUCUUUUAAUUGCAAAUUAGGCUAACCAGAUUCUUAUGCUGCUUUGGGGAAAAAAAAAGAAAAAAAAUACCUCCCACAGAAAUGUCUUUGAGAACUUAUAUAAGUGAGGGUUCCAUAAAUAUGUAAGCCAAAAGAUUUGAUUUGGUUAAAGAGCUAUAGAAAACUGAAGUUUUCAACAGUCCCAUUCCUGUGCUAUCACUGGUUUUCCCAAAUUGCUAGCAAUGAGCUUUUGGUGUGAGUCCAAGUUAAACUCUGCCAUCCUUCCUCGGAUUCCUUCAUAGGCUAAGUAUCAAGCUGAAACUUCCCUCACUCAAGAGCCUGUACCUUUACUGACAUUGUGUCAGUGUUUUACUUUCAGCAACACUUCCAUCCUCUUCUUGGGAAUGGUCUUUUCUGUGCGUUACAGUCCUAUUGAAGGGCUGUGUAAGAAUCUACUGAAGACUUUUCAGCUAUGACCUUGUGGCCCUCAAGUGGGUGUUCAAGUUUCUCAAGAAUCCUCAAACAUCCAGAGUAAGAGCUACGAAUGGAAAUGCAAGGCUGCUGAAAAGGAGAGAAAACCAACAUUAAAACAUCCGAAAAAUAUGCUUGCAAAUCUGUGUACCAUUUCAGAAAUGAGUCUAAAGGGAUUUCAUCCAUCAAACGGAACAAUAUAAUGACUUUUGAUCUCUACUAAAGUGGUGAGAGAAUGGAAAUAAGAAAAAAAAAGAAGGAAAAAAAGCAGUAGAGAAGAGAGAGAAUGAAGGAAGCUGAGUCUGGAGACUGUCUUUCCUGCUGACGGUGAAUGAAGACUGCAAUAUUCUCUGCUGCAAGUCCAUCUGCUCUUGAACCUCUCUUAAAAAGAUCUAUCUAACAAUAUUCUUCCUUUGGAGUUUCCAGUGCUGCUUAUGAAGACUUGAAAGCAGACUAUUCACAUGCUACAGAUAUGAGAAGUGAAUCAUCAAGGAUCACAGCUGAAAGCUUUGAAGAGGUUGAUAUGGUUGGGGUACACAACCAGCAGUGGAAUAACUGGAGAGGAGGGUUGAAGCAAAAAUGAGGAGUGUACCUGUUGGCUGUGGUUACUAUCUUGGACUGUGCACUACUUUGACCGAAUUUACACAGCUUCUGGAUAGAAUCUGCUCUACUCUGCCUCCAGCCUUGGUAAGGUAGGGCAUUAUAGGAAGAGAGAUUUCGGUUUCUGGAAGACAAGUAAUGAUGUGGAAGGAGGAGGAAGACAAACUUGGUCAUCUAAGAAUGCAAGUUCCCAAGUGAAACUCCAGAAAGACAAGAGAGAGGAUGUCUGAACCAACGAGCACCGACAGAGAGAAGAAACGACCUCCCCUGAAUGGGAGAAGAGCCCUCCCAUCAAAUAACUCCAAUGCUGAAGAAAAUGAUGUCCCUGAAAUGGAUGCUUUUGGUCUGAUACCUCGAGGAUUUAAUCCGAAAGAUUACCUGCGUGUUGUGGAUAUUCAUAUGUUCAAGGAACCCAAUGAGAUCAACAAGCAGCAACACCACACCGACAAGUACUACAAUCCCAAGCUGAUAGUGCGUCGAGGACAGCCUUUCCAAAUCCAGAUAGACUUCAGCCGACCCUAUGAUCCAGAGAAAGACCAGAUCUGGCUGGAGUAUUUGAUAGGUCGCUACCCACAACCAAACAAAGGCACCUACAUCCCGAUCCUCAUAGGUGAUGUGCUGAAACCUGGAGAGUGGGGAGCCAAGAUUACCCACAGGGAGAACAACUCCAUUCGCCUGUCCAUCAUGUCCUCUGCUACCUGCAUUAUUGGGAAGUUUCGCCUUUACAUUGCUAUCUGGACUCCCUACGGCAUCAUCAGGACACACAGAAACUCGGCAACUGACACUUACAUAUUGUUCAACCCCUGGUGCCAACUGGAUGCCGUGUACCUGGAUGACGAGAAGGAAAGGGAAGAAUAUGUCCUGAAUGAUGUUGGUAUUGUUUUCCACGGAGACGUCAAUGAAGUGAAAUUAAGAAGCUGGAGUUACGGUCAGUUUGAAGAAAACAUUCUGGAUGCUUGCCUUUUCCUGAUGGACAAGGCGGAACUGGAGUUGUCUGGGCGUGGAAACCCGAUCAAAAUCUGCCGUGUUGCCUCUGCAAUGAUCAAUUCCAAGGACGAUAAUGGUGUUUUGGCUGGAUCAUGGGACAAUCUCUAUGAUUAUGGAGUCCCACCUUCGGCCUGGACGGGAAGUGUGGACAUCCUCUUGGAAUAUUACAGUUCUAAGCAGCCAGUGCGAUAUGGACAGUGCUGGGUCUUUGCCGGUGUCUUCAACACAUUUUUGAGGUGCCUGGGGAUACCUGCAAGACUCAUUACCAAUUAUUCUUCUGCCCAUGACAACAAUGCCAAUUUACAGUUGGACUUCUUUCUGGAUGAUGAAGGGCAGGUGGACAACAGAUUGACCAAAGACUCUGUCUGGAACUAUCAUUGCUGGAAUGAAGCUUGGAUGACCAGACCUGAUCUUCCUGUUGGUUUUGGAGGAUGGCAGGCUGUUGAUGGUACACCCCAAGAAACCAGUGAUGGUAUGUACAGGUGUGGCCCAGCAUCAGUUCAGGCCAUUAAACAUGGUCAUGUUUGUUUCCAGUUUGAUGCUCCUUUUGUCUAUGCUGAGGUGAAUAGUGAUAUUAUUUACUCAAGAAUGGGAAAAAAUGGAUCCCAAGUGAUAGAAAAAAUAGACACAACCCAUAUUGGGAAGCUGAUUGUGACCAAGGGAGUCGGAAAUGAUGAUAUGGUAGAUAUUACCGAGAACUACAAGUUCCAAGAAGGCUCAGCAGAAGAAAGACUGGCUCUGGAGACUGCUGUAAUGUAUGGUGUUAAAAAACAAACUACACAACCCACCACAUAUCAACCACAAAAGGAUAUUGAGAUGGAUCUGCAAGUGCAAAAGGCGGUCCUUGGCAGUGACUUUAAAGUCACUAUAAUACUCAGGAACAAGAGCCGCAACUCCUACACUGCUACUACAUACCUUUCAGGCAACAUAGUCUUUUAUACUGGUGUCACGAAGAGUGAAUUCAAGAAACAUUCUUUCAGUGCAAAACUGGAACCUCUUUUGUCUAAUACUUUCGAUGUUAUGAUCACAUCAGCCGAGUAUCUCAAUGACCUGCUGGACCAAGCCUCUUUUCACUUCUUUGUGACAGCACGGAUCAAUGAAACAGGGAAGGUUCUGGCUAUGCAGAAGGCAGUGGUCCUGGAAAUCCCCACCCUGAAAAUAAAGACUAAAGGCCAGAUGGUCGUUGACAGAGAAAUGUCUGUGGUUGUGGAGUUCACCAACCCUCUGAAACAAACCCUGGAGAAUGCCACACUCCGCCUCGAGGGCCCCGGUGUGCUGAGGACAAUGAAAAAGGAGUUCAGGCAAAUCCCAGCAAUGUCUACCUUGAUCUGGGACGUAAAAUGUAUCCCAAAACGACCAGGGUUACGAAAGCUGAUUGCAAGCCUGAACUGUGAUGCUUUGAGGCACGUGUAUGGUGAGCUGAAUAUCCAGGUUCAGAAACCAUGAAGCAAGGUGCCAUCUUCAUCCUUUCAUUUUGCUCUCAUGUUGCAAAAUACCACAUUAGAGGAGGAAAAAGAGACAGUGGUAGAAAUCUGCUUUUUGCUAUUUUGAUCAUCUUUGAGUUCCACUAAAUUCAAUAAGGAAAAGUAAAUGGCGACAGAGGGGAGAGCAUAAAAAGAAAUCUGUAUGGGGAAUGAUUCAAAAUUAGAUACACGUAAUCAAAGGCAAUUCUAGGCCAUAUUAUUGCUGUAGUUCACUUGUAUUUAUGGUCUUUUGCAGUAGUGCUGCAAGGGAAUCCAAAAGGCUCCAUUCACCAAAGUAGUCUGAACUUUAGUUUUAAUUAAGGCCUGAUAUUUCACUGAAAAGAAAAAAAGGAAGAAGCCAGUGUUAUAAAUUCUUAGAGUGAAUUACACAACCUUAUGGUAGAUCGUUCAGGCUGCAAUAAAAACAGGUAUUUCUAGCUAACAGGACUGCUUUAUCUUACAGUGUUAUAAUUUUAGUUAAUGGAGAGCACGCUUUGCUGGAAGCACUUCUUAGGGUUUGAUAUCUCCUGAAUAUUCCCAGCUCUCAGUUCUCACUUGCCACUUCACUGUGCUUUUCCCCUCGUUUUUUCAUGUGUCCAUGCACCCAUUUGUAGUCUCUUUUUUGCUUCAUGCCUUCAUCCCAUCCCAUGUGCUGGUAAUAUACUAUUCCUUUUGUUUGAUUGAUGAAAAUUCGUAGCUUUUCAUGCUUCUGCUCGGACUUUGUGACACCAAUCUUGCAUUUUCUGGUCAUGUCUCUUUCAUAUGGUGUGUUCUCCAUUCUUCUCUGCUGUUUCUUCUCUACCCAUUUCUCAUGUGUGUGUGUUCUGGGGAGCUUGCUGCCCGAAGCAGUCCAGGCUCUGCCACCUGGCACAUGGGGCAAAGGAAAGCAGAGUGAGGAGUACCCUACCAGCCCACAAGCCUAACAAACAUCCCAUGUGAACUGUGCCCAAGAGUCCCAAGAAAUCACGGCCUCUACAAAAUCAGGCCCUGUUACAUAGACAACCCUGGGAAGGUUGAGGAACAGAAGCUCAGCUUACAGGAAUAAACAUGCAUCCUGAGGUUCAAAAACUCUGCAAGCUGGUCAGCUUCCUGCCUUGCUUGCAGAAUGUUCCUCUGUGAGGUGCAGUGAGGCCUCCCAAGGCCUUGAUCCUCCCUUGAAGUCUUUCCAGCCUGAAGGGUGCUCUGAGUCUGUGGUUCACACUCCACUUCGUAGAAUCAUUCUGAGCCAUAGACUCCCAUGUGCUAGGGGAGCAAGCCGUGUGUGUGUGUGGUUGUUUCUCAUCCCUCCUGAAAUCCUUCUCAGGACCUUUUUCCACACAAGGCAAAAAUGCACAUGCCACAGUCCCAUGCCCAGCUGUGUCCACUCUCUGCUAGCCACAGUGGGUAAGAGCACAUACCAUACUAACAGCACAGGUGAGAUAACAGUUUCCCAAGAGGUUAAAAGGAACCUCAUGCUCAUUAAACACUGUGGCUUUACUGUGCCAUGUCAUUUUGUGGUCUCAUUAUCAAGAGAGCAGGGGAGACGAUUUACCUUCUGCUCCCCUUUUUGCUGCACAUGGCUUCCUGCAAAACUGGUGACCAGUUGUUAAAAAUAAGUAAGUCCAGGAGGGGAGAAAUGCAGGUUGCCCUUUUGCUGAAGUAUGUGGAGCAAAGCAGAGAUUCACACCACACCACCUCACCUGUUCAGUGAGUAACCCUGGAUUCUGGAACACCAAACCCUUUGGGGCUUUUGCUUCAGACAUGGUGACACACUCAUUUUGUACAGCUUAUGGGACUGCAUUGUACACUCUGCAAUGUCAAAGUCUCCCAGAGAAGUCCUCUGGGGCACAAGGGACAGAACAGUAUGUUGUAAAUGCACAGCGACCAUCUCUGUUAAAUAAUUAAGCAGUCUUACUGGAGUCUACAUCAUCUAAUACAAUUAUCCAUUUUUUGCUCUUGUCUAUAAACCUGCUUUCCAUUCUAAUCUUUUAUUACUACAAUGUAAUAGGAAUUUACAAUAAAGUAUAUCUGAUUGCACUCACA